This is a messenger RNA of Dermacentor andersoni, 1205 nucleotides long. RefSeq lists its product as uncharacterized. Lineage: Eukaryota; Metazoa; Arthropoda; Arachnida; Ixodida; Ixodidae. The record is from RefSeq and is a predicted model, not a curated record.
GUGCCCUGAAUGCGGUUCCCGUGAUACCCCGGAUGCCACUAUCACCUUCGUCGAAGCUAACCGUCCUGCCGCUUCUGGCGGCAAUCACCAACUUCGUCUGAAAACCUGGUUUCAUCGGAAAACUACUUAAGCCAACGGACAUCGCGGGAUCCUCUGCAGUCGGCGGCGAUUACGUUGCCCAACGCUGACACAUUGUAUUUCAACAGGAGCAAUGACUCGCGCCCUGGCCGCUCGGGCCCCGUGUGCCACCAUUUUUGUCAUCACGCACAUCUCUCUGUCGGCAUUUUUGGAAGCGGCCAAGUUUGACGAGUGCGGGCCAAAACCAGGGGUGGUGACAACGGCUAAAGCUGCUUCGAUGGGUGCCUCCCUUCUGGCAAAAUGCGGUCGCAACUUGCUCCUCAAGCACUCCAUUCGCUCCGAGACGCUGUCCAAGGGCUUCGCGCAGAGCUGUGUGGUAUUGCAAAUGUGCAACGCUCACAACGUUCACCUGCGAGAGAAGAAGAAUACAUUUGUAGACGCUAUGAUGCAUUGCUUCUUGAAGACACUACAGCUGAUUGCGAAAGUCCAUCCGGAAGUCCUCGGAAGCUUUUCUGGAAGUCUAAACGAAGUAAUGAACACAACAGCGAACUGUGUCAAAGGAGACUUCCUUGGAGGUGACGUUAAAAUAUCAUUGGCAGUGGUGCGCUACGUGCGUUCCGUGAUCUUUAUGAACGGCAAGGGGUGACGAAAGCUUUGAGGACCAGACAAUUGUCACCGACAACCAUCAUAGCAGAGCAAGACGGCAAAUUCUGCGCUAUUGUUCUUAUUAUCGUAAAAGACAUCCAAGCAGCUCAUGCGUGCAUGUACACUAAAAUUUGGCUGUUAGUGUAGUGGUUAGGCGUUUUGUAAACACUUUAAUCAGUGGCGUACCAACUAGUUCACGAGUGGAAAGAAAUAUAUAUAUUCAAAAUUCGAAUCUCAGCUGCAGAAUUAAAUUACCCUUCUGCAACACCGAAAAUUCCACUCUCACCGAGAGACGAGCCUGUGUGCAGCUGAAGUUGACACGCAAAGACCGGUGGCGACGCCGCCUUGAACUUGCCACACUACCGGGUCAUCACAGAUUUUGACGGCAUCCACUCGGGCCUAGGUGAAAUUUUUAUUCGCCAAAGAUUGAACUUAGCAAAGCUUCAAGGAUUUUACUGAGCAACAACGAUGCAAACACAAAU